Brenthis ino (lesser marbled fritillary) is the source of this 981-nucleotide messenger RNA. The record is from the annotation of a GenBank genome assembly. NCBI's taxonomy places the organism in Eukaryota, Metazoa, Arthropoda, Insecta, Lepidoptera, Nymphalidae.
AUGUGUAUUUUAAAACAUAUUUUAAAUGCGUUUUUCCUUUUAUUCUUACUGUUAAGUCCCAUUUUAGCUGAAUGGAACACUAGGGAUUAUAUUCGACGAGAGCAUUCACUUACAAAACCUUACCAAGGUAGUGGUAUGUCAGUGCCGUACUGGGACUUCUUAGGUAAUACGAUAGUUACAACAAAUUAUGUACGUUUAACGCCCGAUAUGCAGUCGAAAGCCGGUGCUAUCUGGAAUACUGCGCCAUGUUACACACGGAAUUGGGAGUUGCAAGUGCAGUUCAAAGUUCAUGGUCGUGGCAAAGAUUUGUUUGGAGAUGGCUUCGCCAUCUGGUAUGUUCGUGAUAGGAUGCAGACUGGGCCUGUCUUUGGCAGCAAAGAUUAUUUCCAAGGACUAGCAAUCAUACUUGAUACUUACAGCAACCAUAAUGGUGCCCAUAACCAUCAACAUCCCUACAUAUCGGCGAUGGUGAACAACGGCACUCUCCACUACGAUCAUGACAGAGACGGUACACAUACUCAGCUUGCUGGAUGUGAGGCAAAGUUCCGUAACUACAACCACGAUACCCAUCUCUCUAUUAUAUACAAGGAUGAUACACUUGUUGUAUCAACAGACUUGGAAGGCAAAAACGCAUGGAAGGAGUGCUUCAAAGUGGAGAAUGUACUGCUUCCAACAGGUUAUUUCUUUGGUGCUUCGGCAACUACUGGUGACCUCAGCGACAACCAUGACAUUAUAGCUGUUAAGAUGUAUGAAUUGGAUCUGCUUGAUUCGCAAAACAAAGAUGAAGACAGAUCGCACAUAAUACCCUCAGCGGCCUCGUUCGAAGCACCGAGGGAACGUAUAGAGGACUCCAAGCCAGCCAUGUCCGGAGUAAAAACUUUUCUUUGGAUGAUGUGCUGUGCCAUUAUUGUUAUCGUUCUCGUUGUUGUAGGCAUUAUGUGGUACCAAAAGAGGCAAGAAAAUUCUAGAAAAAGGCUCUAC